Molecule: messenger RNA, 1278 nt
Organism: Elephantulus edwardii (Cape elephant shrew)
Lineage: Eukaryota; Metazoa; Chordata; Mammalia; Macroscelidea; Macroscelididae
Product: sialic acid-binding Ig-like lectin 12-like
Exons: 8
Coding region: 1-1278 (425 amino acids)
Biological process (GO): cell adhesion
Cellular component (GO): plasma membrane
Molecular function (GO): sialic acid binding
Source: RefSeq, a predicted model, not a curated record
AUGGAAGGCGCAGGGGCUACAGACAUCAUCGUGGGUUCAGGAUCAUGGAGACACCAGCAUCCCCUGCAGACCAGCCUCCCUCCAGACCUCCCUGUCCCUCCGGAGGCCGGACCCAACUCGGCAGAUGAAGAGGGGCUCCACUAUGCGGUACUCAACUUUAAAAAGCUGAAGCAGCUCGAGCGGGAGGACUCUGACACCGAAUACUCAGAGAUAAAGAUACACACACAGAAGCCCAGGGACGCCUCACCUGGAGAUGCUGCUGUUCCUGCUCUGGGAGCCCGGACCCAGCAUUCGGAAUUCCAGCUGCAAAUUCAGAGUCCAGUGACUGUGGAGGAGGGUCUGUGCAUCCAAGUGCCCUGCACUGUCUUCUACCCCCACCACAGCUGGAACAGAUCUACCCCUGCUUACGGCUACUGGUUCUGGGGCAAUGCCCAUGCAAGCCAGGGAGAUCCAGUGGCCACCAAUAACCCUCAGCGAAGAGUGCAGGCCAGGACCCAGGGCCGAUUCCAUCUCCUCGGAGAUCCCCAUAUCUAUGACUGCUCCCUGGAAAUUGGAGAGGCACAGAAAGGGGACGCAGGGACAUACUUCUUUAGGAUAGAGAGAGGACCUGUGGUGAGAUUUAAUUUCCUAGAUAACCAGCUCUCUGUGCGUGUGACAGCCCUGACACAGACACCAAACAUCCACGUUGAGGGGACCCUAAAAUCUGGUCACCCCAGGAACAUAACCUGUACGAUACCAUGGACUUGUAAGAUGGUCACUCCCCCAACCUUCUCCUGGACUGGAGUGGCCCUCACAUCCUUGGAUCCCAAGACUCUCCACUCCCCGGUACUCACCCUCACGCCGGAGUCCCACCACCAUGGCACCAAGCUCACCUGCCAGGUGACCCUGUCUGGAGGAGGCGUGGCCAUGGAGAGCACCAUCCAGCUCAACGUGUCCUAUGUGCCCAAGAACUUGACCAUCCGAGCCUUCCAGGGCAACAGCACAGUCCCAGAGAUCUUGGCCAAUGCCACUUCACUGCACGUCUUAGAGGGCCAGUCACUGCGCCUGGUCUGUAAUGCAGACAGCAACCUUCCUGCCAAGCUGAGCUGGUCCCGGGGGAGCUUAACACUAAGCCCCUCCCAGUCCUUGAAUUCGGCCAUUCUGGAGCUUCCCUAUGUUGUUUCUGGGGAUGGAGGAGAAUUUACCUGCCGAGCUCAGCACCUGUCGGACUCCAGCCACAUUUCCCUGAACCUAGUUGUGAAGGGUGAGUAUGGGCAGGGCACCUGCAUUCUCAGGUGA